Molecule: messenger RNA, 789 nt
Organism: Schistocerca americana (American grasshopper)
Lineage: Eukaryota; Metazoa; Arthropoda; Insecta; Orthoptera; Acrididae
Product: SH3 domain-binding protein 1-like
Exons: 3
Coding region: 1-789 (262 amino acids)
Source: RefSeq, a predicted model, not a curated record
AUGAGGAGAAAAGCUCAACAGAGGAAAACUUAUCAUGAGCAACAAUUGAAGAAAGAAUAUAUACCAAAUUUGGUCCGCGGCGGGUUCCAGCCGCGCCUUCCGACUUCGCUGCCGCCCCCAGGGCAGCAGCAGCAGCCGUCGCCGCUACCACGUCGACAGCCCGUCCCGUUGAUGCCUCCCGCGCAGCUUCAUCCGGGAGCGCCCCAGGUGGUCGCUCCGGCGCCUGCGGUCCCUCUUAAGUCGCCACCGCCUUCGGAGCUGAUGGACGUCGACCCCUCAGCCGGGCCGCCUUCCCAAGCGGUGGCUGUGCAGCCUGUCCUGCAGCCGCUUUCCUUGGGCGCCCCCAAGGAGUCUGACACCGCAGCGCCUUGUCCGGCGCCCACUCAGCAGCCGUCGACGCAGCGUCAGGAGACGCUGCCUCUCCUCGUGGGUCCCGACGCCCUGUCGCGUCCAGUACCAGAAGCUGCGCCCGUGGUCACAGACUUCAAUAGUGGUAAAAAUAUUUUCAAACUUGAAAUGCAUCAAUCUGUCAGCCAAUAUGGACCUGAAAUUCAUGAAGCAGUGGCUUCUACAACACCAGGAAAAACAGCAGUGACUGCUGCAACAGCAGCAAUAGCAAUUGAUCUUAUUACAGCAGCAAAUAACAGCACCAUCCAUCAGAAGCAAGACACCUUUGAGAUUCUACCAUUUCCAUUAUUUCUAUAUGGUGUUAAUGAUUGGGAAAUGUAUUUAUGGUUCCUCAGCCAUUAUUUCUCUGCUUACAAGGUAACUGAUUCAGAUCAAAAAUGA